Molecule: messenger RNA, 1348 nt
Organism: Maniola jurtina (meadow brown)
Lineage: Eukaryota; Metazoa; Arthropoda; Insecta; Lepidoptera; Nymphalidae
Exons: 6
Coding region: 125-1312 (395 amino acids)
Source: RefSeq, a predicted model, not a curated record
AUUGUGAUACAAUCUGAAUGCUGAAGAAUUUUCUGCUCUAUAACCCGUGUAAUCUUCCCAUUUAACUUGCAAGUUCAACUUUGAUGCCAUUUUCACCGCAUCUCUUUGACGAUACUGUCGCGAAAUGUCGUAUAAAUCGGUCAUGACAUGGGUAUUCAUUUUGAAAGUGUUAAAAGUUUCCACAAAAGUGUUUGAGGACGAGUUAAACAUAAAUGAUAUUCUGCGCACGGACCUCAUGCCAACGUUUUUUAUGAUCGACGAAGACAGCAAACAAAAUGUAAGCGAUAUCUCAACGAGCAAACAAACGCCGUUCGUUAAUGGAUCGAUUGACGCGGCGUUGUCUACCCUCAAUUUUCAUAGAAAAAUGAUGAACGAAUAUCAGUGUAGGAACUACCUCGCAGAACAGAUACUAAGUGAAAUGGGCAAAAGUGUGCUACAGAAUCGGGUCGGUAAGCCGUACGACAGUGACCGUGGAAACAAUCUAUUUGCCCGCCGCUCUCAGGACGUACGAAGCAACUUCAUGUACGACCCCGGUUCGAUGAACUAUCAAGAAUGGUUGGCUAAGGUGAUGGCUCUGAACGAUGUAUACCAGCAUUACAACAGGUCUUUAACUCCACCUUACAACACUACACAGUCAGAACCCUCGAUAGAUCGUCCACAAUCCAGAGAAGGAUAUGAAGUGGUGGAAGGUGUUGAGAUGACGCUUGGAGAUUCCGAUGGACUUAUGUAUGAAGUUUCUAAACAUGGUGGUGGUUACGAGUACGGAAUGCCGCCGCCGCCGCCGCCGCUGUACCAGCACCCCUCCUCUCAUGACAUCCACGAGGAAUACGGCGUGGAGCGGGAGUCGCAUGGCUUGGGCAUUGCUGAUCUCUUCGAUAUAUCUCUCACUGGGAUCGCUUUCUUGUCUUUCGGCAUGUUUAUACUGCAAGUUCUUAUGUGCAUAACAAUGAACCAACAGCCGACUCAAGUAAUGCAAGUGGUAGACAAUACUGACACAGUCAACGUGGACGACGUUUUCCGAGUUAGGAGAGAAACUGAACCGCGUCGCCGAUCUGUUUCUACCCUCAACAGUCUGGCUCGUCACGCUUUAAUGGCUAUAAAACCUCAAUCCUUGGAAUGCCUGUACCGUACUUUAUGCUUGGGGAAUAAACAUGCAAGAAACAUUGGUGAUAGCAACAAAUAUUGGCUACCUUUGUGGCAUGCCGGUGUAGCAUGGAGUCGCGGCGGUGUGCUCGGUGCUUUGCGCGCGGCCGCCCUGGGGCUCGGCGAUGCGGAUUGCAACGAAAUAUAUCCUAAAAAACAAUGUAUUUAAUUUACGACUCGUACUCAUUACCUAAUGGUAAUAAUA